Colletotrichum truncatum is the source of this 453-nucleotide messenger RNA. RefSeq lists its product as uncharacterized. NCBI's taxonomy places the organism in Eukaryota, Fungi, Ascomycota, Sordariomycetes, Glomerellales, Glomerellaceae. The record is from RefSeq and is a predicted model, not a curated record.
AUGUGCAACGACAGAGACAACAGCCAGACCAAUGGUCCCAUCAUCAGCAAAGAUGAUGAGGCUUUCGAGGACAGCUCGUCUGAUCUAGCGUCUCAUGUUGUCGACACCCCACACCAGAGCCUGGCUUCUUCAAGCACGAGUGUAUCUAGUUCCAUCUUUAAUUACCGUGUGGAGAACGGCAGGACAUAUCACAAGUACAAGGACGGCAAAUAUAUCUACCCCAAUGAUCCCAGGGAAAUUGAAAGGCUAGAUUUGCAACACGCUUUAUGUCUUAUGACUCUUCGAAACGCCCUUGGUCGUGCUCCUCCAGCAGCACCGGGAUCCAAUGCUAAGCGUGUACUGGACAUAGGAACCGGCUCCGGGCUAUGGGCGAUUGACUUUGGAGAAGAGCAUCCUGAGACUGCGGUCUAUGGUGUAGAUCUCUCCCCGGUGCAACCACGAGCGUGCAGUUGA